Molecule: messenger RNA, 1205 nt
Organism: Hemiscyllium ocellatum (epaulette shark)
Lineage: Eukaryota; Metazoa; Chordata; Chondrichthyes; Orectolobiformes; Hemiscylliidae
Product: heterogeneous nuclear ribonucleoprotein A3-like
Exons: 1
Coding region: 37-1008 (323 amino acids)
Molecular function (GO): RNA binding
Source: RefSeq, a predicted model, not a curated record
UCUCCCGCAGUGUGAAGUGAAAGCAGUUGUUGCAACAUGGCGAGGGAACAGCUCUGUAAGCUAUUUGUUGGCGGGCUCAGCUUCGAAACGGUGGAGGGGAACCUGCGGAACCAUUUUGAGCAGUGGGGGAAGCUAACUGACUGUGUUGUCGUACAAGAUACGAUCACCCGGCGCCCCCGAGGCUUCGGCUUUGUCACAUAUUCUUCGCCGAGCGAGGCGGAUGCUGCAAUGGCUGCUAGGCCUCAUGUCUUAGAUGGCCGCACGGUGGAUCUGAAACGAGCUGUGCCAAGGGAAGACUCCAACAAACCUGGCUUCAACAUGAAGGUAAAGAAGAUCUUUGUUGGCGGUAUAAAAGAGAACCUUGGCGAGAAUGAUUUACAAAGCUACUUCUCAGACUAUGGUAUGAUUGAGAAAGUAGAUGUGAUCUGUGACCGAGAGACUGGCAAGAAAAGAGGCUUUGCCUUUGUGUACUUCGAUGACCAUGAUUCUGUUGAUAAAGCGGUAAUACAGAAGUACCACAUGAUUAAUGGCUACCGGUGUGAAGUCAAGAAAGGUUUGUCGAAGGAGGAGAUGCAGAGCGGAACUAGACCUCGAGGCCGAGCUGGCAACUUUAGCCAGCGAAACGGUCGGAGUAAUGGCAAUUUUGGAAACGCGGCCGGGUAUGGCGGCGGAGGCAGCUACUACAAUGAUAGAGGAAAUCGAGGCGACGUCUAUGGUGGUUAUGGUGAUGGGGGGUAUCCUCGGCGUGAUCGUUCUUUCUCGGGAGGCAGCUACGGUGAUCGAAUUCGGGAUUACGGCUUUGGGAGCUAUGGUGGAGGAGAAAGAGGAUACAAUAAUGACCAUUUCGAUGACAUGUAUGACAACUUUGGGAGUUACUCCCCUGAGCAGUCCAACUAUGGUCCCAUGAGAGGAGGGGGUGGUAUGGAGAAAUAUGCUGGACCUUACAGGGGAGAUUACGGUGUUAGUAAUAGAAGCAGAGCCAGAGAUUAUGGAGGAUAUUCCUUUUAACAUGCGCAUGAAUUUAAUAUGUAAGGGGGAGUAUUUGAUUUGUACACAAAUGGCUCAAACUAAAAGUGAAUUGUGUGUAAACUGUGUAAGGGGGACGUAUUUGAUAUGUACAUAUGUAGCUACAAAGCUACAUAAUGUAUUCAACUAAUCAAGGAUAAUUGUAUACUUUUUCACAAUAAAAAAUUGAGUUUACAGUC